ACCCAUAGAGUAGACAGCCUUUCUCUGUAGCACACACAGACACACAGACCAGAACAGACUGGGGGAAAGAGAGAGGGAAACAGACGCACUGCAAAAUCCAGACGCAUCAACAGCCACCCUAGCAGCUCAAACCACCACAGCAGAUGGGGCCCGGAUUGUUUUGGAACUUCUCUUCAAAGGCUAACUGCUCGGUGCCGCAGAGCCUGCUGCAGACCAUGUUGCUCUCCAGGAUGGCUGGGAUGAAGGAGCAGCAAUUUACUGAGGAGAAACCCCUACUGCAAGAACAGAGAGGACAAGACACUGAGAUGGAGAACUGUGAGACCCUGAUGCCCACUGGAGACUGGAAGGAACAUGACAUUGAGACUCCUUAUGGGAUGCUUCAUGUGGUGAUUCGUGGUGCACCCAAAGGAAACAAGCCUGCCAUCCUCACCUACCACGAUGUUGGGCUUAACCACAAGCUGUGCUUCAACAGCUUCUUCCACAAUGAGGACAUGCAGGAGAUCACCAAGCACUUUGUGGUGUGUCAUGUGGAUGCUCCUGGACAGCAGAUUGGAGCCUCUCAGAUGCCACAGGGGUACCAGUACCCCACCAUGGACCAGCUGGCAGGCAUGCUGCCCAGCGUAGUGCAGCACUUUGGAUUCAAGAGCAUUGUGGGCAUUGGAGUUGGAGCUGGCGCCUACAUCCUGGCCAAAUUUGCUCUGGUCUUCCCUGACCUGGUGGAGGGCCUGGUGCUGCUCAACAUCGACCCCAACGGGAAGGGCUGGAUCGACUGGGCCACCGGCAAGCUGUCUGGUCUCACCAGUGCUCUUCCAGACACUGUGCUGCCCCACCUCUUUAGCCAGGAGGAGCUGAUGAACAACACAGAGCUGGUCCAGAGCUACCGUCAACAGAUCAACAACACCAUCAACCAGGUCAACCUGCAGCUCUUCUGGAACAUGUACAACAGCCGUAGGGAUCUGGAGAUGAACCGCACCGGGACCAUCAUCAAUGCCAAGACCCUGAAGUGCCCCGUCAUGCUGGUUGUUGGUGACAACGCUCCAGCUGAGGAGGGAGUGGUCGAAUGCAAUUCCAAACUUGACCCAACCAACACCACCUUCUUAAAGAUGGCUGAUUCUGGUGGACUCCCUCAGCUCACACAGCCUGGAAAACUGUCCGAAGCAUUCAAGUACUUCCUCCAGGGGAUGGGCUACAUUGCGUAUGUGAAGGAUCGGAGGUUGAGUGGAGGGCCAGUGCCCUCUGCCAGUAUGACCCGUCUGGCCCGCUCCCGGACUGCCUCCCUGACCAGUGGCAGCUCCAUUGAGAGCUCUCGUAUCCGGGGUUUUACACACACUGACAGCAAUGAGGGGCAGGUCAGCCACGCCAUGGAAGUGUCUUGCUGAACCCCCACACACACACAGACAGACGUGGGUUGGAGAUAGGGACAGAUAGAGAGAGAGGGAAAGAGUGUGAGAGAGAGAGAGAGAGAGAGGUAGAGAGAGAGCGAGAGAGAGAGAGAGAGAGAGAGAGGAGAGAGAGAGAGAGAGAGAGAGAGAUAGGAGUUUCUACUUUUAAAUGGUUGGUGGAGGAUGUCUUCUCUAUCUAUCUCUCUGUCUUUGUUGUAGUAUUACCCCAAAUCCCUCAGUAUUUGACAACUUCUGUCACCUCCUCCCCUCAUUGUAAAAACUGACACCAACGUAUUACUCUUUCCCUUAAACUUCGUUAGCAGUUUUGCUUUAGUGUGUCAUUUGUGUUUUGCUCAGUGUCUUCUCCCCCUUUGCCUUUUCCUCCCCUUGCCCUAAACCUGCCCCCCUCCUCCCUUCACUCACACCCUGAGCCCCAUCUGCCCACUGCCCCGCUCAUCCUUCCACUCAGACCAUGAGCCCCAUCUGCCCCCUGGCACCCCUCCACUCAGACCCCUCCCACACCCAUCCGCUUGUCUGCUGACAAUCUCUGUGAGGUGAUCAAUGAUGGUAGUUAAGUGGGUUGUAUGUAGUCAGUGAAGGUCGUUGGUCAUUGGAGAAAAGACAUGCUAGCAAGAGGACAUGUUGUUGUAGUUGGUACUAUUCAUGCUAUUUGUCUUGAACGACAGGACAGCAGAGAUUAUGGGCCUUUGUCUGGGAGGUCCCAGAUUUGACAGAAAGCAGCACACAACCUAUUAUAUUUUAGAGAGUUUUACAUCACACAGUGGAUAUGCUUCUCUAACUGAAGGAUGCAUCAGUGUCACAGGCACUAGUAUUCCCACAUCACAUCCCAUGCCAUGUGGCUUUCCCAUUGAUUGUCAUACAGAAGCAUAAAUUAACCUAGUGUGCUUCUAUAUACCCAUAUAGCCACUAGUAGGAGCAUCCAUUCCUAUAUAGUUAGUGUGUCCACAGUCAUCUCCACCUCCCCAACAUGGAAGUGGUUCUGCUGAGGAUCGGUUCUUAAUGGUCUCCCAAAUGACAAUCACAUUUUGACCCAAACCAAACCAGACCUAGGCGCCAAGGCAGAAUCCGUUAGAUGUGAGAUAUUCUUCUCUCAUGUCAGCACCACAGGACGGGACUAUAGCUGGCCUCUCCUUCUACAGCACUCAGCCCCACACAAAGAAUAUACCAAAGCUACACACACACACUUACCUAUGAGGGCUGGGCUCUGUAAGGGAACCGAGCCAAAGUAUAUCGGCACUUCUUGACACAGUAGCACAAAACACACGCGUGCCCACACAAACGUACGCAUACACGCAAACACACUGUCAAUGUGUCAUCACAAAACAAAUGUUAUUGUAUUUACAUCCAUACCCAUGCAUAACUUACAUAGAGAAUCAAUAUCCUAACAUCCCACAGACCUCUUUUUGGUCAUUGUGACUGGAGAGGCUAGGUGUGUGCUGCUAGCUGCUGAGAUGGACUACCCAUUGAGUCAGGCUAGUCCUUUGAGGAACUGGGGUCCCUGACAAUUUGCACAGUCAAAUUUUUAUUUGCAUUCCUUAUUUUCAGUAACAACUGCUCCCUGUCGUCUAUUUGAAUGUCAAUCUCUCUGUUUCCCCCAACAGGGGUGAAGUGGGAUAACUACUACCGCAGGGGUGCUUCCUGGGACUGUCUGUAAGGGGCAAGGCUUUUCUGGAGCCUUUUGCUCCAAGCUCGGAAUGUAGGGCAACACCCACCCCCAACCACCUCCAACCAAAACCACAAGCUUCCCCGCCCCUCACAGACACAUCCAGUCGUGCCAAAAGGGCUAUCAGCUGAGGUCACUUUUCUGUUCAUAGUGCUGCCUAGCAACAGUGUGCCAAUGUGCAAGGGACCCCAGGGGGGCUGCAGCGAAGAUUGUAGGAAAGAGCGAGGGAUGAGGAGAGAUUCUAUCUGGAUGAAUGAGGCAUUUUCAUUUGUGAAGAUGCAGAGUGUGAGAGCGAUGGGUCUACAAAAUGUUCUGAAUGGGGGAUAAUAGAGGGGUGAUAAAACAUGUAAAAUGGGCUUUGGUGAGAGGAUAUUGGGACAAGUCAUAACAACAAACACUCCUUUCUACUCCUCCAAUCUGUUUGCAUGCACUGGAGUGUGAUAUUCAACGUUGUGAAUUUCAUGAAUUUCAUUAAUUUUCUCUCUGUAAGACUACUGUUGCUGUCAUUUUGCCCUCUUCCUCAGUCUCAAACAUACUGCCUAGGGGGCCCUGAAUGUAAUUUGCCCCAUUGAAGUGCUGUACAGUAUAGUCAAAGUGCCCCCUUCCACGCACCCACCGCCAUUACCCCCUAAGGGCUUGUACCUGCUAUCCUGACCACCCUACCCUACACCCCAAAUCCUUCCACAUCUUCCUUGCACUGUAGAUACUCACUGUUUUUAGAGCAGGCUAACUGAAAGAGCACUCCAACACUAUUGUAUUGUGACACAUUCCGCAUUUUGGUUCAUCUUUCCUUGAGUUCCUCUUUUUAUAUAACAAUAGAAUGGAGUUAUCUGUGGUAUUAUUGGUCCUCGUGUAUUAUCAUUACCACAGUAUUAUUGAUUGAUUUAUAUUGAGGAAAAAGUUGUUUUCUGACUGUUUGUUUUCACAGGAGUCUCCCCAGCAUUGUUUCUGUUCACAGAGAUAGUAGGGUUGAAUCUUACCUGCUUCGUCAUAAAAUGUGAAAUGUAAAGUUGAAAUAUAUGUACUGUAAGUGGUCUCUGUCCAUGUAUUGAACAUGUAAUGAAAAACAAAUAAAAACUGUCAGCAUAGUCACAUGUUUAA
Messenger RNA from Salmo salar (Atlantic salmon), 4167 nucleotides. RefSeq names its product protein NDRG4. The record is from RefSeq and is a predicted model, not a curated record. Lineage: Eukaryota; Metazoa; Chordata; Actinopteri; Salmoniformes; Salmonidae.